GGGGGUGGCAGCGACAGAGGGGGCGGCGGCAGCCGUGACGGCGGCGGCAGUGCGGAGCCUGGGCCGCGGGGAAUGAGGGGGUCGUGGCGGGCCUGCGGCGGAGCCGUGUAGCGGAGAGGCGUCUCCUCCUCCCUGCUUCCCUUGGCCGAGUCGGGGGCGCGCGCACGCGCGCGGCCGCCGGAGCGGGCUCCCCACCCUCGACUCCCGCGACCCACACCGCACCCCCACCCGCGCCUGGAGGAUGAUGAAGCUCAAGUCGAACCAGACCCGCACCUAUGACGGCGACGGCUACAAGAAACGGGCCGCAUGCCUGUGUUUCCGCAGCGAGAGCGAGGAGGAGGUGCUACUUGUGAGCAGUAGUCGCCAUCCAGACCGUUGGAUUGUCCCUGGAGGAGGCAUGGAGCCGGAGGAGGAACCAAGUAUGGCAGCAGUCCGUGAAGUCUGUGAGGAGGCUGGAGUAAAAGGGACAUUGGGAAGAUUAGUUGGAAUUUUCGAGAACCAGGAGAGGAAGCAUAGAACAUAUGUCUAUGUGCUCAUUGUCACAGAAGUGCUGGAGGACUGGGAAGACUCAGUUAACAUUGGAAAUGGGGACGCCGGCUGGGCUUCAGGCUCUUACAUGGAAGCUGAGGAAGGCUCAGUGCAAGAGGAAACCACUAAAAGUGGUUCUCUCUGGAGGGAAGGAAGAGGGAAUGGUUUAAAAUAGAAGAUGCCAUAAAAGUGCUACAGUACCACAAACCCGUGCAGGCGUCAUAUUUUGAAACGUUGAGGCAAGGCUACUCAGCCAACAAUGGCACCCCGGUCGCCGCUACCACAUACUCGGUUUCAGCUCAGAGCUCGAUGCCAGGCAUCAGAUGACGGAAGAUUUGCUGUAAAAGAAAUGGAAAUGGGAAACUAGACUGAAGUGCAGAUCCUCCCUCUCACCCUUGCUCUUUUCACCUCUCCUCACAGGCCGCCUCUUUGAAAUAAGGCAUGAUGGGCAGCAGAGAAAGGGUUUGUUGAUAAUGUUGCUGUUUGGUGUUAAGUGAUGGGGCUUUUUCUUCUCUUUUUAUUGAGGGGGUGGGGGUUGGGUAUGUAAUAUGUAUGUACUUUUGUGCAUGAUCUGUCCCUCUCUUUUCACACCCUUACAAUUCUCUAAAAAGAGGCAGCCUUCCCGCUGAAGUGUUCCUGAUUAUCUCAUCCCAGCCCUGGCCAGACACUUUUUUCUUCUUUGAUUUUUAAUUUUUUUUAUUAAAAGAUACCAAUACGAGAUGAAACCUUUCAAGAAUUUGUCCUAUAAUGUGCUGUUCAGUCCACCAGGUUGGUCACUUUCACUGUACGUUACAUUUAUCUACACAUUAUAUAUUGGGCAUAUAAUAUGUAAAUGACUGAGUUUUAGAAGAAGAAUUUAACUGCUUAAUUUUUUGAGGUUUUGUUUUGUUUUUUAAAUUCAGGGUGUUUCUGGAAUGGAGAGCCUCGAAAUUAAUUUACUUUUUGUUUUUGAUGCUAGUGGCUAGGUAAGUUUUCCUGUCCUCUCUCUUUUCCCCAGUCAUUGACUCUAGUUAUGUGGGGUAUGGGAAGAGUUUAGCUACUUUUAUUAUAGUGCUCCCAGGACUCAUGGCCUUGUCUUCUCAAAGCUCUGUUUCCACCCAUGCCAAGAAAGAAACAGGAAGAAACCUAUUUUCUUUUUUAUUACCAAGCCAGGAGCAAAUGGCCUCAGCUCAGAUCUGGAGAAACAAUGAUAGAAAUUGAAAUCCUCCCUACUUAUUGACAAUAGGGAUUUGAACUGGAUUCUUGGGAUUACUAUCUGAAAAACUGGAACAUCGAACACUUUCUGUCCUGCUGGUUUGGAAUUUUUCCAUAAUGCUACUUACCGCCAACAGCGAUCUCUCUCCUUGUGUGUACAUGCCUUACACCGAGCUGAACUGGAUAUCAUCCUGUGCUCUGGAGCAUCUAGCUGUAUGUGGCAUCUGCAGCUGUACAGUCCUGUCCUCUUCCUGGGUAACUACGUUAAGUUCCUGAAAAGUACACAGGAGGAAAAUUCAGGUGUUUGCUUGUCUUUGUAAUGUUACAGCACAUGUAGUUGCACCAUGGAGCAUGCUCAGAAAUAUUAAGUUUGUCUCCCACUCCCACUGGGAUACAAAAGGUCCAUCUUCUCAGAAGUGGUAUGGAAGAAUGCUUAAUCAUUUACUCAAACAGCUACAUAAUGCAUUGGCUCACUGUCUUGUUGAUUUUUCAUACAGGUUUUAUGCUGGCUUCAUUUGCCAAUUGUGUUGUUUAGUUGGGAAGUAAGCAGAAGGGUCUUGAGAUUGGGGAGCAAGGGGCCCUUGGAGGGGGGACACUGAUCAAUCCCUGGCUUGGGACAGGAGCUUGUUGCUGUUCUCCUAGUGGCAUCUCCUCUGUCAAAACAUAGCCAAGAUGUGAAAUUUACAACGUAGUUCUCUUUAUUUAAAAAAAUCUAAUAAAUACUCAAACUUUGAAAAGUUUUUGCUCUUCCCUCCCACUCAAAGAAAUGUAUAAAUCUGGUAGGCCUGUGUCACUUGGUGUUUAAUGUUUGGGGGACGUCAGUUGGUGAACUUUAAAUUUUGCUGUGUGCUCUUGGUUUUCAUCUCUCCCAGUCUUGAAACAGAACUAACCAGCUGUGCCGGCAGUUUCCAUAGGAUACCAUCUUACUUCGGGGAGGGGAAUUCUGUCCCCAAUUAAGGGUCCCAUGGGAUUUGGGUCUAAGUGCCAAGUCACUGUUCACAUGUCCUACUUAAAACAAACACACUGCUGCUGAUUGCCUGAUUGAGAGCAUUCCAAGGUUCUGUCCAGAUAAAUAAGCGGGAAAAUAAAAUAAAUUCAACUAAUAAGUAGAAUCCCCAAAACACAUUCUUCCAAGUAAAUUCUACCUUUAUGAUCUGGAUUGAAAGUGCUUUGCAGGAAAACAGUGCUCCAGAAAAAGGGAACUGCAGUGUUCAUAGUAAUUUGUGCAUUUUUUUAAUGAUCUGAAGAUGUUUUUACUGGGCUGGUGUAACAGUACACUACAAAGUCCAGUUUGGAUUGUGGUUGGCGUCUUUGGGUCAGGAAAGUUAACUGUGCCAAGAAGUAUUUUUCAGUUACAUGAAUGGAUCCUAUUAAUGCAGUUACCUGGAGAGAUUCUGCUGAUGCUCUCUUAACUGACAAAAGGAGGCUUUGUCCAACACCAGAAUUACUGAAACUGGCGCUGUUUUUCUAUUGGGCUGGGAUCCUGAUGAGCAGGGAUUGGUGUUUCCCCUUCCUGGCACUGUAAACACCGUGGCUGUCGUCAUUGACAUGCAGUCACAGCCCUUUUGUGACAGAUUACUUAGAUCCAUGGUGGCAGUAACUUUUAUAUCCCCAAGGAAAGAAAGGAAAAACAAAGAAAAGUGCAAAAAUUAUCCACCUUGCUGAGCAUUUCAUUGACAUGGAUUGCCAUUAAUUCUGCCAAGUACUUACCUUUUUCAGGCUUGACAGAAGGAUGUUCCUGUGUUCAGGGCACAUAAAAAAUCUCUUUCUUACAAUGUAUUUGAACAUCCUAGAUUUCAGUUAUUACUGGAGUGUCCACCACAGUCCACCAUACUCAGGAUAGAGAAAGAUAGCAAUGGAUUUUUUUAAUUAAAAUUUGUUUUUGGUUUUAUAAAUUGCAGCCUUUGGGAAAACACCAAGUGAGGUCAUGCUGUCUUUUUUGAACAGGACUGUGUAUGUGUUUCUGUGUGUGUAUAAGACAAAGUAAGAGACAAGGGCUACCAGGCGUCAGCUGUUAAAUUUUUUGUGUGUGUAGCCUUCCAGAAUAGUGCAGCCCAUGAAAGAGGAAUCUUGAUUUUUCUCCUAGUAAAGAUAGGAUGGAAAAGUAAGUGAACUGGCUGUGUUUGGUUUUUACAAGUAUCUGCUGCCUCAUCUGCCCUGCGUGGAGGGCUCCCUCACUGCUGAGGCUGAGCUGAGGCCAUCUGGAGGGAUCAAAGAAUAUGGGAGUGUCACCCCCUCUGAGGCCGAGGCAAGCCUAGAAGGUGGCUUCACUGCAGGAUUUCCGCCCUCUGCAUUGCCCUUCGUGGUGCUGUGGAACAGUGAGGCACUUGAGGCCUUGCUUCUUACAGCCUCUGGGGAGCAGGGUGGGUCACUGCCCUCUGGGAGUGUCUUGCAGCAGUUUUGUAAGUGUGUUGCUACAUAAAGUUCCUUUGUGGCAAAAAAAUAUUUUCAGUUUUGAUGUUAGGAAGUCAGCCCAUGUAGUCUCUUAGACUUGCUUAGAAGAAAAAACUUCCUUUUUGUUUUUAGAAGAAAAAGAUUUCCACACAGAACAGUUCUUCCUCGUGCUUCCCCUUUCUCCUCUCCACUGCCAGACUCCUGGGCGGCGCUUUCUAAACCUUUGUAACCAGAGGAGUAAUGAGUCUUCUGUUGGAUCCAGGUGUGCUUUUCACAUGUUGCACUUUAUAUAUUUGUUGUUCCUGUCUGGUGCUGUACUAAAUGCUUUUGUCAGUCUCCCCACCGGAUCUUGUUGAAAACAGCUUAACCUGAGCCACAUUUUGUUAGUUCACAAAAAGGAUUUAAUAACCACAAUGUGAUUUUUGCCACAACCAUGUGGUUUUUAAUAUUUUUGGAGUGUUCUCUAAACCUGUCCUAGUUAAGAGUAGAUUUAGAAUUAGAAGAAAUACCCAGAGAAAUCUCCACAGUGGAAUGAACUUUUGCUUUAAGAGAAAUGAGAGUUAGCUAUAGUUGAUAAUAUAGCUUCCAUCCUGGUCCUAUCUGCAUUUCAGAAAUAAUCCACGUUUAUAAGAAAUUGGAGACAUGUGGGACAGUUAACUCAAGCAGCUCUGGGGAGAGGAGAUGAUUUAGUGGUGUUUAAAUAAUGCAAAUAAGGCCUUCCUAGUUCAUAUUCUUAAAGACUCUAAAAGAGGUCAGACGUGAGGCUCUUCAAUUCAUAUUGUCCAGUUGAGGUGGCAGUAAUUUCUUCUGAACCCUGAUGGGAUGGAACUAUUUUCCCAAGGCUGUAAAGGACUUCUAGGCUGGGCAGCUGUUGAUGUUAGUGGCCUCAGCCUUGCUCCAUCACAGUACUCAUCUCAGUAGGAGGGAAAGCAUCCCAGAGUCAUCCUCUGCUCUCUGGAAUAAGCCUUGCAACACAUACCCCACCAUCCAAAGCUAUUUUUUCUGUGUCACUUUAGAUGUCACCUAAAACAGUGAGACAUUUGAAAUUUUCAUGCAGAUUGUAAAUUUGGAAGCCUUGACUGCAAUCCUUAAAAGAUACUGUUGUCCAUACAUCAAGUUGACUUAAGGUCACCACAGGUUUUGGGAACCUGGAGAUUUUAGGUAGACUCUUCUUUGGAGACCAGCAGCCUUCUAUUCCUACCUCUAAAAGGGCAACUUCACAUUUUGACCACAUUUUUGUGUUAGCUGAAAACCUUUUAGUGAUGUGAGAAACUUAAUCAGGACAUUAAGAAAAUGAUACCUCUCAACCUUCAGAUUAAUCAGAUAGUGUGCCUUCCUAGUUCCCUUAAAAAUUAAUAAAUAAAAAGAGAAAGAAUUCCCUUUGUUGUUGAUUCAGACACACUGCUUGAGCUGAGGCUAGUAGUCACAUGAUUUUGUGAAUCUCUGCGAUAUGAAGCUUUCUAAGUAAAAAAGGCAUCUCUCUCCCCUAGAGCAUUGUUUAUCGUGAUGAUUUGGAGAGCUUGAGUUUGUCUUAGAAAAUGAGAACGUCCAUCUGGCAGAAGGAAAUCAAAGGGAGGCUAUGUUAACUCAGAAUUCAGCAUACCAGGGGUUACUCACUGAAGAAAGUGAUUUUGGCCAAAAAAGCGAGAUAAGUAUCUAGAAGGUGGAGAGUCAUUGCUUCUGUUCCUCCAGCAAUCAGUUGCUUAAUUAAUUACUCUAUGUUUCCUUUGGUUUAUAUUCCUAGUUCUUAACCCUGAACAGGGGGGCCACUAGAACACCAAAAAAAGGCAUUUAAAACCCUGGAGAUAGGCUUUAAAAGAUACAAAAACAGCAGCAUUUUCAUUUUCCAGGUUCAUCACCAUUCUGAUAUGCUACCCAUCCUUCCACCUCCCACUGCAGCCAGUCCAUAUGUGAAGAUUCUGUUCCUCAUUGAGUUAGGGAACCAUACUUAACUUACUAAAUUGCUUACCAUCUGUGGACAUUAACUUGGGGUGUACCUGUAAGAGAACAUCUCAACAGUAUAAUAAAAUAGCUUUUCUGGGCUUGAGUUCCCAAUCAAGCAUCUAGAUCAAAAUCUUUAGUCUUUGGAACUCUUUAAGGAAAAAAACAAGAUGCCUCAAUCCCAACAGUGGGCCUUAAGAAUUACACUCCCCUUGCUGUAGUGUGGGUGAAGCAGCUCACCUUCAGGAAAUCAUUUUUCCAUCAGGAUUGCCUAUAAAUCCCUAUAGGAAGUAAUAAUGAUAUGAGCCUUUCUGAGCACUUCUGUGCUGAACUGAAAUUGUUCAUCUAAAGCAUCAACAGGUCCAUGCAAGCCUCUUUAACCUCUGUUUAUUGUAGAGAAAGUGUAUCACUAAUAAUGACCCAAAGACAUCUAGUAUUACUCGAUUCCAGCAGCAUAACAUAUCCAACUUAUGUCAGGGAAGACAGAGGCUGGCUACUAAGGAACCAGAAUGGGUGGGUCUGCCCACAUCUAGCCUCCCAGAGGGCAGAUGUGAAGUCAGCUCUUGGAGAGUUCCCUGAAGCGAAGGGAGGUCUUAGAGGGCCUUUGCUCAGCAAGCAUGUGGAUUGUGUUGCUUCCAAGAACAUGAAGGAGUUCUGAAGGGAAUGGGAGGCACCUAAGCCACAGAACACAGACACAAAUUUGCCCUCUCACCUCUUCCUAUGUGGCUCUGAACAUUUUUUGCUUAGAAUCUAAAGGGACUCUCUGCUCCAAAAUCUUAUUUGCUUCAGUUAUUUUGUUUAGUCUCUGAGAACCUCACCUUUUCACUUUCACCUGUGGAUGGACAUAGAUGUGUUACUCAUGCCACAGAUGCCAGAGUGAAUCCAAGGCCCAGUGGUAUAACACUGAGUAUAUAAAAACAACUGGUCCACUCUAUUGUAAAAGAAAUAGUCUGUGGUGCAGUUUUGUAAAUGUCAGGUCUCUUCAUUUUUUCAUGGUCUGAAAACUUGUGAACUGGUAUGUAAUCAAAAGGUUGAUGGAUAGAAUAAAUAAAAUUUCAGUUAGUGCAUUUAUUAAGAAAGAUAGCCACCAGUUUGUCAGGUGCUUAAAGAAGUCAGGAGCAUUUGAGGAUGUUGGGAACUGUUGUAAAAGUAAAGCUAUAUAGUCAAGUUCCUAUGUGGCAAAGAAAUAUUUUCAGUUUUGAUGUUAGGAAGUCAGCCCAUGUAGUAGUCUCUUGCACUUGCUUAGAAGAAAAAAGUUCCUUUUCAUUUUUAGAAGGAAAAGAUUUCCACACAGAACAGUUUUUCCUUGUCCUUCCCCUAGAGUUGUCUCUCUAGUCUACACGGCGGUACCAGAGAGGAAGUGGAAGCCCAUUAGUAGCACCGUCCUAUCUGCUCUUGCCAGCCCAGCCUUUUUUCAAGGAUCUUGUUUCCCAUCCUAUCCAGUGACUUUGGUAGGGAUGAGCUCUGAGGAGGCAGUGAGGACCCAGCUCUGUUUGCUCGGCUGCAGGGUAUGGUCUCCAAACAGGCUUAUUACAGGGGUUUCCUAUCAUCUCUUGCACUUCCUUGACCAUCAGCAUCAGAAAGUUUAAAAUGCCUGAAACUAUUCCAGUUGUAAAACAGAUAAACUAGAUGGGCUUCCUCCCCUAUUGUGAAUGUAUCCCCCAAAUGCAGUCUCCAAAUUCAACAGGUAUUUCCAGGGAACCUUUGGGUUAAGGCAAAGUAGGCAACAUGUAUUGGGUUUUUACCCAAAAGACAGAAGUAUUUGUCCCUUCCCCCUAAUGCUCAUAUGUUUUAGCUAAGGCUUAAAUCACCAAAUCUAGUAUGUCUUCAGAAUUGAGCCAGGGGCCUGUACUCUCAGGGAUCAGUCCCCUUAGGAUCAUACAGGCUCAAACUAGACUGUUCUGAUCCCACCAGAACUCUGUCGUUAUCCCCUUCUGUCAGGCCCAUCCAGAAAAGCAAACAACUUGGCGUUCCCAUCGUUGGUCACCUAGUCCCCUGGUGACCAUUCUACAGAGAGCACAUAGCUGUUCAGGCAGUGUGCUUUGUAUUUGCAGGAAGGGUAGAAAGUGGAAAAACCAAUGUGCUGAGCACUCACAUCCUUGGAGAGGUUGGCAGACAUAACCUUGAAUGAACUCAGCAAAACUGGGGAAUCCAAGGAAUAGCAUUUGUAUGGGAGGAGAAGCUGGUUAUGGUCCUUUAACCUCUUGGUGCCUGGUGCUGCAUUAUAAAACAGGUUUAGAAUAAUAGCGCCCUUAGCCCCAUCCAAAUGUGCUUCAGGACUUAGGAGUUUCUGACCCAUGGACGCAUGGUCUUGUUUUCGCUGUUUUGUUUCCAAAACAACCUUGCUUGGUAUUGCAUGGAAAAUCAGCUUUCCCUUCCUGCCCACUUGGGGCCACCUGCCGUCCUGGCCUCUUCCCCAGUGUCUCCACAGUGCUCAUAAGGAAGGCCAUCGCAGUGCUCUUUGGAGCUGAGGGGAGUGGAACUUGAUCCAGAAAAGACAGCAGGAAAUUGAGUUUUCCUGUUUUCAUUUCUCAAGGAGGGUGUUCUAGGCUUCCUACAACACCUCUCUUUCCCAUGGGUACAGUCUGGUUAUAAAAGAGAACUGAAAAGAAAGAGGACCUGGGUCCAGCCCCAGGUUUGGGUCCAAGACAAGUGCUCAGCAGCUGUGAAUCCCACUUUUCUCCCCUUUGAUAGCAGGCCAGCCAUGUGUAACCAUUCCCCUUCUUUACUAAAAUGUCUGCUCAUCUGGUGCCAGCAACAGAGGACAGACAAAGGCCUCCCGCUUAGUCUAGAUAGAGCUCUGUACUAUCCCUAAAAUUCCACCACCCCUAUGUCCCACUCCUUUUUUUAAAAACAAAAGCUUAAACCUGUGAGUGGGCUCUUCCUUUCUAUGUGUUAAUCAGUUUCCUUCCGUUUGAGCUGUGUGGGAGGGAAGGGCAUUGGAACUGUAGGUUGUAACCUUGUGCCAACCAAUAAAAACCAGUAUUUCACACACA
Molecule: messenger RNA, 9053 nt
Organism: Manis pentadactyla (Chinese pangolin)
Lineage: Eukaryota; Metazoa; Chordata; Mammalia; Pholidota; Manidae
Gene: NUDT3
Product: nudix hydrolase 3
Exons: 6
Coding region: 242-703 (153 amino acids)
Biological process (GO): diadenosine hexaphosphate catabolic process; adenosine 5'-(hexahydrogen pentaphosphate) catabolic process; diphosphoinositol polyphosphate metabolic process
Cellular component (GO): cytoplasm; nucleus
Molecular function (GO): bis(5'-adenosyl)-hexaphosphatase activity; bis(5'-adenosyl)-pentaphosphatase activity; diphosphoinositol-polyphosphate diphosphatase activity
Source: RefSeq, a predicted model, not a curated record